Messenger RNA from Papaver somniferum (opium poppy), 2272 nucleotides. Its product is annotated as 4-hydroxyphenylpyruvate dioxygenase-like. Lineage: Eukaryota; Viridiplantae; Streptophyta; Magnoliopsida; Ranunculales; Papaveraceae. The transcript has 2 exons. The record is from RefSeq and is a predicted model, not a curated record. The coding region runs from base 723 to 2066 and encodes 447 amino acids. Gene Ontology annotation, molecular function: 4-hydroxyphenylpyruvate dioxygenase activity. Gene Ontology annotation, biological process: L-tyrosine catabolic process.
ACUAGCUAAAUAGCUUAGCUAGGUAUCUUAACUGAGAUAUCAACAUUCUGUUUAGUGUAAUUGUAAACGGUUUGGUACAUAAAAUUACAACAUUAAGUGUAGGGUAAUCGGGAAUUCAUUUUGUUGAUGGUUCUAGGUGCUCACAUGCAUGCACCCACACUUAAUAAGGAGGUCAUGUUGAAAUGCACGACUGCACAAGUAUUUCGAAAACACCGCCCUCAUUUAUCAAAUUUGUAUUUGUAUUUUACGAUUACAUGGUGCAAUUUGUUUGUUUGUUUUUCUUAUUUUCUUUUUGUCCUCUUCUACUUUCAAUUCUGGAUCCAAAUAAUCAUUACCAUCGAAGAAAAUCGAAAGCAACAAGGAAGAUGAAUUAUUCGAACACGUACAAUAUGGAUAUGGAUCAUGGGAUGAACGAGUGGACUCGACACAAUCUAGUCAUUAUAGACAUAUCCUUUUACCAAAAACCAGAAAAGCCGAUAUAUUCAACAUAACACAACCACGUGUCAAUCUCUAAUCUAUCCAGACAGUUUUGUUUACGUGUAAAACACUCCCUUCCAUUCAGAUAUACAAGACGCCAAAUCUCCAACUACUAGCUCCAAAUCUCUCCACGUGUCAUCACCAAAACUCCCCCCACCGCACUUCUUCUUAAACCCUCUCCCCACUGAGCUGAACUCGCAUGGAGAAAAAGAAUCUCUGGGCUAACACAAAACAAAACAAAAAAAAUGGUGGAAAACAAAGAAAUGAAUCAAGAACACAAAUUCAAGCUAGUUGGGUACAAGAAUUUCAUAAGACAAAACCCAAAAUCAGACAAAUUUGUUGUGAAAAAGUUCCAUCAUAUUGAGUUCUGGUGCAGUGAUGCAACAAACACAUCAAGAAGAUUCUCAUGGGGUUUAGGUAUGCCUAUUAUAGCUAAAUCUGAUUUAUCAACUGCUAAUUACAUUCAUGCUUCAUAUAUUCUUAAUUCCGGUGACCUUAAUUUCAUUUUCACUGCUCCUUACUCGAAAAAGAUAUCAGAAAUGAAUAAUCAAGAAAAUACUGCUUCAAUUCCUACUUUUAAUCAUGAGAAAGCUAGAGAUUUUAGUAAUACACAUGGGUUUGGAGUUCGGGCGAUUGGGAUUGAAGUUGAAGAUGCUGUUGAGGCGUUUAAUGUCAGUGUGAGUAAUGGGGGUGUUGGUUCUGCGAAACCGAUGGAGAUUGGAAACGGGGUUUGGGUUAGUGAGAUUAAGAUGUAUGGUGAUGUUGUAUUGAGGUAUGUGAGUUUUAAUCGUCAAGAAAAUCAAAAUCUGAUUGGUUCUGAUUAUGUUUUAUUGCCGGGGUUUGAGAAAAUGGAUGAACUUUCGUCUUUUAGGGGUUUGGAUUUCGGGUUGAAAAGAUUGGACCAUGCGGUUGGGAAUGUGUGGAAUUUGGCGGAGUCGAUUGCGUAUGUGAAAUCGUUUACUGGGUUUCAUGAAUUUGCUGAAUUUACAGCUGAGGAUGUGGGCACAGCUGAGUCUGGAUUGAAUUCGGCUGUUUUGGCUAGUAAUAAUGAAAUGGUGUUGUUGCCGAUGAAUGAACCGGUGUAUGGUACGAAGCGGAAGAGUCAGAUACAGACUUAUUUGGAGCAUAAUGAAGGUGAAGGGCUACAGCAUUUGGCGUUGGUUAGUGGUGAUAUUUUCAUGACAUUGAAGGAAAUGAGGAAGAGGAGUAGUAUUGGUGGGUUUGAGUUUAUGCCUUCGCCGCCACCUACUUAUUAUAAGAGUUUGAAGAGUAGGGUUGGUGAUGUCUUGAAUGACGAGGAGAUUAAAAUGUGCGAGGAGUUGGGGAUUCUUGUUGAUAGAGAUGAUCAAGGUGUCUUGCUUCAGAUUUUUACAAAGCCUGUUGGGGAUAGGCCAACUAUAUUCAUAGAGAUUAUACAGAGAUUAGGAUGUAUGUUGAAGGAUGAAGAAGGCAAGACUUAUCAGAAAGGAGGUUGUGGAGGAUUUGGUAAAGGUAAUUUCUCAGCGCUAUUCAAAUCCAUUGAAGAAUAUGAAAAAACACUCGAAACAGUCAAACAACCCGCAGCUGGGGUUUCAGCAGCUACAUCAUGAAGGUUGAUUACAUGAUAAGCAAAACAGUUCACCCUAUAUGUACUCAGGGUGGCAGUGCAAGAACAGCAAAAGGGUCCAUUUAUAUUGGAAUAAGCAGUUGCUGGAGUAACAAUUGAGCGCAAUGCCGCAAUGUACAAUGCAGGUGUUUAGGGAUAUGUAUUGUAAUUGGUUGAUUAAUGCUAAUAUAAAUCUUUGAUUGCUUGAUA